UAGCCUAGCCAUAAUAUAGCCGCCAUCUUCUAACCUACUCAGCUGUAGUAGUAAUCUUUGUCAUAAACAAAGCUGAAUGAAACUCUUAUGUAGGAACAACUCAUCACUUCUUCCGUUUGCGAGAAAUUUUCUUUAUCUUCCUUCAGUUUUUGUACAAAAAAAAUGGGAGAGCUGUGGCAGGGAAAUUAGCACUGACGAGGUUUCUAGAAGAGCCUCUGCCUCUUCUUCUCGUGGCAAGUUUAACUUGGUUGGUCCUCGACAUCACGGCUCAAACAUACGAAAGAUAAUCUUCGCAAAAUUGAAAAAUGAAUCAACCAAAGAGAGAUACUUCAGAGAACAACAGCAAGAAUUAAACACUUGGAAUCAGAAUUUUUGGGGGAAACAAAAUGAAAAAUUCAAUAAGUCAAAAAAGGCCUUCCUCCAAUUACGACCAAGAAAUCUGGAAACAGACACAAAUAAGGAGUUAGCUGAUGAGUUGUCAAAAUUUUAUCGGGAUUUCUUGGAUGGCAACUACAAUGUGCAUUCUCAAUAUCUCAGAGACUGGUACAGGAGAAAUUUCCAUCUGUUAUGGACAGGGAUACAAGUGUCAGUGUUUAGGAUACUGAGCAAAAUCAUGCCAAAGAGGUCAAGAUAAUUGAUCUGCAUUUGAAAGUUGCAUUUGAUUUGUGCUGACUAUCAGGUGGAUGAACAACACAUUUUUGUAAAUAGCACAAACCUAAGGGCAUUGAAAAGGUUUUAAAAUGUACAAUGGAUA
This is a messenger RNA of Pocillopora damicornis (cauliflower coral), 754 nucleotides long. RefSeq names its product COA8 family protein CBG23705, mitochondrial. Gene Ontology annotation, cellular component: mitochondrion. The record is from RefSeq and is a predicted model, not a curated record. Gene Ontology annotation, biological process: intrinsic apoptotic signaling pathway. NCBI's taxonomy places the organism in Eukaryota, Metazoa, Cnidaria, Anthozoa, Scleractinia, Pocilloporidae.